GGAGCGUUGUGGUCAUCCCUGCUAACUCGACUCAGCACAGAAAUCAGACGCUGGAAGACAGCGAUGUGAAAUAAUGCGCAUAUUCUUAAGGUUUGCUCAAAUUUAGCUCGUUUUUAUCGUCUUGCGUUUGAAACAACUUGACGUCUUGGUGCACGGGAAUAGGCGGCGAUUGCGUUUGUAUUUGCACUCAUUGUUUGUUUCGAGCUGAUGAAGAGACCGGAGUCGGACUGCAGUGUUUGGUGAGCAAACGUAAUGUUAAUUCGUAAUCGAAGAUAAUCGUGUUGAAUUGUUGCACUCAACCCUUGCAAUAAAAGUAUCCGUCCUCUGACUAUUUUUCGUGAAUUUGUGUCAAAAGAACUAAAGGCGCGCGCUAAUGCUAAAUAGCUUGAGUUAGCUGUAUCGUUUGCGCGUCCUCGCUCGUCUGCCACGGAGCCGUGCAGAGAUCCACUUCCACGUCUCGUCUGCUGUGUGUAGUGUUACACUCUGCCAGCUGGGCUAGGCCACGUCCUCCUCGGGCUGACAUUGGGCGGGCAGGAGGGGGAUGCCCGUUAUGCGGAAGGAAGACGACGGGGAGUGAAGCGCGAGAGAUGGAAGUACUCUUUCUGAGCCAGAAGGUAACAAGCUCAAGUGACACUUCAUAAUUGUGUUCGGACAUGAUCGGUUUCGGAGCAAACAGACGAGGAGGCCGCCUCCCGUCUUUCAUCCUCAUCUUCCUCAUGGCGAUCAUUGCCAUACUGGCGUUCAACUACUGGACCGUAUCCAACAAGCACGGUCGCUUGCUGGAUGAAUUGGUGGAGGUGCAAUCGCGGGUGAAGCGCACGGACGCGGCGAGGAGCCGGCUGGAGAAGCGCAACUCGGAGCUCAUGGCGCAGGUGGACACGCACAGGAAGCAGCUGGACAAGAAGGAUGGAGACUACAGCGUCAUGGAGGGCAAGUUGCAGGCCCGAGACGCACUUGUCAAAAAGUGCACUGAUGAAAAGGUUAAGCUACAGGGUGAGCUUACAACCCAAAUGACAGAAGUGCAGAGGCUAAAAGAGCACCUGAAUGAUUUGAAGCAGGAAUUCAUGAAACAGGAAGAUCAGAUAAGAGAGGUUAAAAAGAAUAGAACCACAUUGGAGAAAAAGCUGGAAUAUGAAAGUUUACAGUGUGGACGUCAGAUUGCACAGUUAAAAAUGGAGUAUGAAGAAUCAAAGAAAAAUCUUGAAGAUGAAGCCAUAAAGCCAAGACUGAACGCAAUUGAUGGCAAAAAGGGUGUAUUGGCCGGAAGGCAUGCUGAGGGAGCUCUGGGUCUGACUGAAGAGCGCCAUACAGCAGCAACUCAUCGCCGUGAUAGUCUAGAUUUAAAAGAUAUGAUGGGUAAGCCAGGCAGUGAUGCUGGCAUGCCUGGUAUUGAAGACAGUGAGGUGGGGAAGCUUGAUGAAAUUCAAUUCGAAUUGAAGAAACCAGCCAUCACUCAGAAGCGCGAUGAAGUCAAUGAUGUGGUAGUGGGUGCUGGUGCUGGACCAGGUGUUGGGGCAGCUGAUGGCCCAGGGGCACAGGGCUUAUCUCUUGACCAGCCUCUGCUCCAGCAGGACAGAGGAGAAGGCCAGGCAGCUGUGAUUGCUGCCCCAGGUGUCAUUAAACUGGCAGACAAGCCAAUAGUGUUUGAAGAAGACAACAAAUCAGAUAUCAAAGCAGAUGAACUGGGUGAACAGCAAAGGCAGCUUCGAGCCCCAGAUGUCAAAGGUGGAGGUGAACGCUUAAAGGGCAUUCCUUUGCCUGGUAACCCUGUCCAGGUACCCAACCCCAUCCAACCACACCGCAAAGACCAAGUCCCAGGAGGGGCACUCCACCAUCAAAGCCGGUUCUUUGACGAGAUCGAGUCCCCAGUAGAUCCGCAACAUGGCUCUAAGCUAGCGGACUACAAUGGGGAUGAUGGCAAUGUGGGUGAGUAUGAAGCGGACAAGCAGGCUGAGCUGGCCUACAAUGAGGAAGAGGAUGGUGAUGGUGGGGAGGAAGACGUUCAAGAUGAUGACGAUCGAGACAUGCAGGGAGAUCGGGCUGUGGAUUAUGGAAAGCGACAUCAAGCCAUUGACAUUCUCUGAAUGUGAAUUUUGUACAGUUAGACCUCAUCAAAACAUCCUGACCUUCUUUGGACAUCAGUAUGAUUCAGAAUUCAGUUUGCAUCCUCAGUGUCAUUGACCACCUCUUCAAACAGAUUACUACUGAUGCAUUUGAAUAAUGUAAUCUAACAAUACAGAGAAAAACAUUUAAAACUAUAAUAAUUUGAUGUGUGACUUAGUAAAUUUAAGUUGGGCUAGAAAAAUAUUCAGUGCCGGAAAGGCGUCUGUAACAUUGACAACUAUUUUACUGUAGGACAGUUGCCUCCGUUGUACCAGAAUAGUCUAAAAUAGCCUAGUUGACACAUCAACUUUGGAAUGUUUUGUUCCUAGUUUUUCCCCCCUCUCUGGAUGCUGUGCUGACAUGUUUCUCAAAGAGAUUAAUUAGGCAUUUGGACUCCUUACCAACAUUUUUGGACACUUGCAAGGUUGACAUUACUGUUUUAGGUUUACAGCGGUGGGAAAGCGUUUGAAAUGCCAAGGACUUUGCUUACAGUCUAUUAAAUCAUUUUUUGUGAACACACUAGUGCCCCAGCUU
Corythoichthys intestinalis (scribbled pipefish) is the source of this 2637-nucleotide messenger RNA. RefSeq names its product golgi membrane protein 2 (gene golm2). NCBI's taxonomy places the organism in Eukaryota, Metazoa, Chordata, Actinopteri, Syngnathiformes, Syngnathidae. The transcript has 11 exons. The record is from RefSeq and is a predicted model, not a curated record. Bases 654 to 2084 code for a protein of 476 amino acids.